Rotaria sp. Silwood1 is the source of this 765-nucleotide messenger RNA. The record is from the annotation of a GenBank genome assembly. NCBI's taxonomy places the organism in Eukaryota, Metazoa, Rotifera, Eurotatoria, Philodinida, Philodinidae.
AUGGAUGAAAGUGAGCCAUCAAAGUAUAUAGAAAAAAUUAUUCUUGAAAUUCUCGAUCGUCAACGUUUUUCUUUUCAUCAAUGGCAAAUUCGUCGUAUUAAGAAAUUUAAUAUUGCAAAAUUUAAUGCAAGUGAAGCAGCUUAUGCUUUUCUUAAACAAUAUAAUGGAGAAACUUUUGUUAAAGCUCAAAAAAUUAUUGUUCGGUACAAUAAUCAAGAAAUACGUCUUUGUGUACGUGAUUUAAUUUAUGGAAAAUUUGAUGAAAAUUCAAAUAAAAUUUCUGAUUCAAUAGUCGAAUUUAUUUAUCGAAAACGAAUGUUUACUGAGAUUAAAUGGCCGACAACAAUAAUCAAUCAAAUGAAUCGAGUAGAAUCAGAAAAUGAUAAAAAUGAAUUGACAAGAUUGCAUAGCAUACCAUCGUUUUCAGGUAAAGUAAGUAUACCUAUUAACCAACGAAUUAUUCAUAUUAAUGGUGAUUAUUCUUUAAUUGAUGCUGAUAAGAGAGAUAAUGUCAGUACUUCAAUUGACCGAUAUAUGUCAUGCAACGAUCAAGAUAAUAAUCAAUUGUUAUCAAUGAGUUCUGGAACGGAAAAUGUUACUAGUUCAUUAUAUCAUGAUUGUCAAGUUCAUCAACCACCUUCCAGUCCACAAAGAUUUAUUGCUUAUGAUGAUAGAAGUCUUCCAUCGAGUAGUCAUACGAUGGAUGAUGAAAGUCAUUGUCGAAGUUCAAUUUUUAUUUAUAUUGAUCAAAUUAAAAGUCUUUAA